Trichoplax adhaerens is the source of this 2061-nucleotide messenger RNA. RefSeq lists its product as uncharacterized. The record is from RefSeq and is a predicted model, not a curated record. The transcript has 2 exons. Gene Ontology annotation, molecular function: cysteine-type endopeptidase activity. Lineage: Eukaryota; Metazoa; Placozoa; Uniplacotomia; Trichoplacea; Trichoplacidae. Gene Ontology annotation, cellular component: lysosome. Gene Ontology annotation, biological process: immune response. Bases 9 to 1643 code for a protein of 544 amino acids.
GGCCAAGAAUGAUGAAAGCGAGUUUGCUAAUUUUGCUCUUCGUCAGCGUUGAACUUCUUGCCGCUUUGCCGGCCAGUAAUGGUGGCCCCAAAUGGGCAUCAAGCUAUUCCGUGCAAGGGACACUCUACUUGCCUUACGCUAAAAUAGUCGAACCAUUUAAAGCUUAUUUUUCAGCGAAUAAGAGCAGAAUCGAAUAUUAUAAUGGCAUGGAUAUCGUUCUCCAACGGAGCGAUAUGAUGGCUCAUGGUGCCAAAUACGAAUUAGUACCUGAAACUACCGAGAAAUUCACCAAUGUCCGCCAAUGCUUUAGCAUUAAAGGUAGCAAAGCUGCUCCAGUAACACCACAAGCCAUCUUACCAGAUUUAAGCAAAUUUAGCAAGACUGGCACCAAAACCUACAACAAAAUCAAAUGCGAUGUCUGGACCUACAAAAAUAAGCAAAUGGGCCGUGUCAACACCUAUACUAUGUAUGUAACCCAAGGUUCCAAGCCAUCGCCAGUCCAUUAUAUCAUGGAAGGCUACGAUUCCUUGCUAGGAUCUCAUUAUGAUGAGUACAAAUUAGAUUAUAAGAAUUAUAAAGCUGGAAAAAUAGCCGACAACAUGUUUGAUCCACCUAAAAAAAUGAAAUGCCAUGGUUUCCCUGGACCUGGCUUGGAAGCCGAUAUGAUUUCUUCACCCAUGCAACAAUUUAUUGAUCAUGAAGCUGAAGAUACUAUACCUCGCAUCUUUCAUCAUUUUGCUAGUAAACAUCAAAAAAAUUAUAAAGAUGAAAGAGAAAGAAGAUUCCGAGAAAAUACUUUUAGGCAAAAUCUACGCUUUAUUCAUUCUACCAAUCGUCAACGACUUGGUUUUACUGUCAAAGUCAAUCAUUUAGCUGAUUUAACCGAUAACGAGAUUAAAGUCAUGAACGGCAGGAAAACGAGCUUGAAGAAAAGUAAAACUUACCAAAUGCCAUUUAAUCUAACUGGAUUAGAGAGGUAUGUUGCUCCAACCAUCGACUGGAGGAAAUUGGGUGCUGUCACACCGGUCAAGGAUCAAGGUGUUUGUGGCUCGUGCUGGUCUUUUGGUACUACUGGCACCAUCGAAGGUUCUCUCUACUUGAAAUCCGGUAAAUUAGUCAGUUUAUCCCAACAAAAUAUGAUUGAUUGCACAUGGGGCUUUGGCAACAACGGAUGUGAUGGUGGUGAAGAAUUUAGGGCUUUCGAAUGGAUCGCCAAACAUGGUGGUAUCGCCACUGAAAAAAGCUAUGGCCAAUACCUUGCUCAAGAUGGCAAAUGUAAAUUGAACAAGACUAAAAUUGGUGCUAAAAUCCGUGGUUGGGUACAAGUACCACAUGGUAAUCAAUCCGCUUUAAAAUUAGCUGUAUCUGCUGUCGGACCUGUUGCUGUAGGCAUGGAUGCUGCUUUAAAGUCAUUCUCUUUCUACUCAUCUGGUAUUUACUACGAUAAACAAUGUGGUAAUAAGGAACAAGAUUUAGAUCAUGCUGUUUUAGCUGUUGGCUACGGUAAUGAAAAUGGCCAAGAUUAUUGGAUUAUCAAAAAUUCUUGGUCUACUCAUUGGGGAGACGACGGAUACGUUAAACUAUCCAUGAAAAAUAACAAUUGUGGUAUCGCGACCGAUGCUUCUUUCGUCAACAUCAUGUAGUUGGACAAGCUUUCACUAGCUUUAGACUGUAAUUGGCAGUAUUUUGUAAAUGAUCUCUUUGAAAGUUUUAAUUCUAUCUGAUAACCAUAGAUAGCCUAUGCAUCGUGUAUAAUUGUUCGUCAUGGUAUUUAUGCACUUCUUGGCUGAUAUAUUUUUUUUAACUCGUUUAUUCACUUGAUGAUAUAGAAAGAUCUCAAGUCGUUGUCCAUGUGAUGAUACCCUAUUACUGAUUAAUCUAUUAUGUGAUUGCUCUUUUUAAUUAGUUAAUCUCAUAAUUGAUCAUUCUAUUCUCGCAAACUAUUGCGAUAAAGUAUCACUCAACAGAUACAAAUAUUGUACUUAAAAGAAUUAGAUGUCUAUGUGCAAAGUCCGAUUCUAGUUAAACUAUUCUAGAAAUAAAAUGAGAGUAGAUUCAUAA